AGAGGGGGCGGCGGAGGCGCUGAGACGAGAGCCACGGUCUCCCGAAAUGAAGUCACGGGCGAUGGGCGUCCCACUGCUUCUGCUGGUGGUGCUCGGAUCUGCGGAGUCGGCGUUCAGGGCUCAUCGCCGGUACACCCCGGACUGGCCGAGUGUGGACUCCCGACCGCUGCCGGACUGGUUCGACAAGGCCAAGUUCGGGGUGUUUGUGCACUGGGGCGUGUUCUCGGUGCCGGCCUGGGGCAGCGAGUGGUUCUGGUGGCACUGGAAGGGCCAGGGGUCGCCGGACUACAUGCGCUUCAUGAGCGACAACUACCCACCCGGCUUCAGCUACGCCGACUUCGGGCCGCAGUUCACUGCUCACUUCUUCGACCCUGAAAACUGGGCCGACCUUUUCCAGGCCUCCGGGGCCAAGUAUGUAGUCCUGACAGCCAAGCAUCAUGAAGGUUUCACUAACUGGCCAAGUCCUGUGUCUUGGAACUGGAACUCGAAGGAUGUGGGGCCCCAUCGUGAUUUGGUUGGUGAGUUGGGAACAGCCAUCAGGAAGAGGAACAUACGGUAUGGGCUUUAUCACUCACUCUUCGAAUGGUUCCAUCCACUCUACCUACUUGAUAAGAAAAAUGGCUUCAAAACACAGCAUUUUGUCGCUGCAAAAACAAUGCCAGAGCUGUACGACCUUGUUAACAGAUACAAACCUGACUUGAUUUGGUCUGAUGGAGACUGGGAAAGUCCCGAUACUUACUGGAACUCGACAGAUUUUCUUUCUUGGCUCUACAAUGAUAGCCCGGUCAAGGAUGAGGUGGUAGUCAAUGACCGAUGGGGCGUGAACUGUUCCUGCCAACAUGGAGGAUACUACAACUGCGAAGAUAGAUUCCAGCCUUCGCGCUUGCCAGACCAUAAGUGGGAAAUGUGCACCACGGUCGACAGGCAGUCCUGGGGCUACCGUCGCAACAUGAUGAUGGCAGACGUUGCAGACGAAGCCGAAAUCAUUGCGGAACUGGUUCAGACAGUAAGUUUGGGAGGAAACUAUCUUCUCAACAUCGGGCCAACCAAAGAUGGACUGAUUGCUCCCAUCUUCCAAGAAAGGCUGCUUGCUGUUGGGAAGUGGCUGAACAUCAGUGGGGAAGCAGUCUAUGCCUCUAAACCAUGGAGGGUACAAUCUGAAAAGAACGCAUCUGUAUGGUAUACCUCAAAAGGAUCAGUUGUUUAUGCCAUUUUCCUGCACUGGCCAGAAAAUGGAGUCUUAAACCUUCAAUCUCCCAAAACUACCUCCUCUGCACAGAUAACAAUGCUGGGAAUCCAGAAAGAUCUGAAGUGGUCCACAAAUCCACAAGAGGGUCUCCUCAUUUAUCUGCCCCCGUCACCACCCUCUGCUCUCCCAGUGGAGUUUGCUUGGACCAUAAAGAUGACAGGAGUAGAGUGAUCAUUGGCGUUCAAGAGGAAAGAGACACUGGCUGCUAUGUGCUGCUUUCGUUUUCUUCUUACGGUACCAUCAUUGUAAUAAACUCCUCUUUCCUACCCAGAGAUGGCUUUUCCAACACAUUUUAAUCAGAAGAACUGAGUACAUUACUCUGAUGUCUCAGUGGAUCAGAGAUCUAAGAUCCGUUGCUAGCAUAUCUCUCUCUGAUCGGGAAAAGAAGGGACUGAACAGUUAAGUUCUGAUAGUUCAUCCAUUCCUAACUAUGGGAAUUAUCUAUACUGGAACCUUCCCUCCAUUCCCUAUAUUUGAUAACCUGCUGAAUGACUUCAGAUAAAGAGUAAGCCAAGUCUCCUUGUUGCCUAUGGGAGGAGGUGUAAAGGGUUUGGCUAGCUCAACCACAUGCUGUUUAUUUAGCAUCAGUUGUCACCAACACCCCCCAAAGAGCAGGAGAGCCUAGAGGGGAAAGAAAAGGCUUACGAGGCUGCUAAUAGCUCUUCAGAAGUUUCCAAAGCAAACUAAAUUCAGUCUGUGUAUAGUGAUACUGUGAAGAAAAUGGAUACAAUUCUGCCUUGCUUUUUAAAAUACAGUCAAAUAAAUAAAUUUGUAUGUCAAAUCAUUUCUACCAAGAA
This is a messenger RNA of Rhinolophus ferrumequinum (greater horseshoe bat), 2046 nucleotides long. It is a transcript of the gene FUCA1, whose product is annotated as alpha-L-fucosidase 1. Gene Ontology annotation, biological process: fucose metabolic process; glycoside catabolic process. The record is from RefSeq and is a predicted model, not a curated record. NCBI's taxonomy places the organism in Eukaryota, Metazoa, Chordata, Mammalia, Chiroptera, Rhinolophidae. Gene Ontology annotation, cellular component: lysosome. The coding region runs from base 47 to 1420 and encodes 457 amino acids. The transcript is spliced from 8 exons. Gene Ontology annotation, molecular function: alpha-L-fucosidase activity.